UGCUUUGGUCAGGUCUUUGCUGCCAGGACUGAUUGAAAUUGCAGUGUCAAUGAUUAAGGGAGUUCUGGGCAGCUGCCAGGAUCUGUAUGUGGAUUAUGUAUGAGCUCAAUGGUGGACUGAUUGGUUUGGGAACAAUGAAAGGAUGAUCCUGUCACUGGCCGGAGGUGUGUGUUGUAUGGGGAUUGAGGACAGGACUGAAGGUCAAGGUGAGACAGAUGGCCUAUCUUAUACUGCACAGUACACAACUCUGACACGGACCCAUCCCUCAUGUACACACUCCAAAUUUAAAGACCCUGCCCUUUUCCACAGUUCUCACAACAGACCCCCGUGCAAUCUCGUGUUAGACUGAAGUCACCAUGCCGUUGACUUUGCUGAUGGAUGUCCUCAUAGCUCUGUCGGCCGUCCAGACUGUGGCCACUGAUCAGAUUACAGCUCCAGAUCCCUGCUCGGCCUACAUCAGUCUGAAUGAGCCCUGGAGGAAUACUGACUACCAUGUCAACAACUCAGCUGGUGUGCCCUUGUGUGACCGCCAUGUAGCUGGUGAGUGGUACCGCUUCACUGGUAUGGCCGGUGAUGCCAUGCCAAAUUUUUGCAUCGAGGAGAACCACUGUGGCACUCACGCACCGAUCUGGCUCAACGGCACCCACCCACUGCCUUCUGAUGGCAUCGUCACAUUGCCUACAUGUGCAAGCUUCAAUGAUGACUGCUGCCAUUGGCGUGGGACGGUGGAUGUGAAAGCUUGUCCCAGGGGUUACUAUGUAUACCGCCUGCCGCGCCCUUCAGUAUGCUUCCACGUGUACUGUGGUCAUUUCUAUGACAUCUGUGAUGAGGUGGAGUGCACUGGUCCAGACUGUCCACUGCAACUAGAAUGCCAUUGUCCUGCUGGGACUGUUCUGGGGCCAGACUCCCAGACUUGUCUGGAUAUAAAUGAGUGUGAGAGUAACAAUGGUGGAUGUGCUGAAAUGUGUAUGAACACCAAGGGCUCACGACGGUGUGAGUGUGGCCCAGGCCGAGUACUGGAUGCCGAUGGCCGGACCUGCAAUGAGAUUGCAGGCUGCCACAAUGUGAAUGGAGGCUGUAGCCAUGGCUGCUCAUCAGAGGAUGACUCGUAUUACUGUCAUUGUCCACGAGGUCUAACACUGGGGAAGGACGAGCGAAGCUGUCAGGUGCCUGUGCAUUGCGAUCCCAGCGCUAUUGAUGUGUCUGUUCCCAAAGACCUUGUGGGUGGCCUGGAGCUCUUUUUGUCAAAUUCCUCAUGUCGCGGAGUUUCUAAUGGCACUCACAUCAACCUUCAUUUCAGCCUGAAGACCUGCGGCACCGUGGUCAAGGUAAUUGAUGGCAAAAUUACUGGCACAAAUCUGGUCACCGGACUGCCAAAGUCAAGUCCGACCAGCAGUGGAGAUCUAAUUGUACGCACCAGCAAGCUUUUGCUGCCCAUAACUUGUGAGUUCCCGGGUCACUAUGAUGUAUCAGAUGGUUACCUUCCCAGUGUACGCAGCUCUGCACUGGAGCUGUCAGCACACAGUGAAGGCAUCUUCCCCUUCACACUGGAGCUGUUUAAGAGCGCAGAGUUCUCCGAGCCGUACAACAGUCCUCCUCAGCUGCGUUUACGUGAUGCGCUGUACUUUGGCGUGGAGCCACGUGAGCAUGUGGAGGGCCUUGCUGCACUUGUGGAGACCUGCUUCGCCACGCCUGGCCCCAAAGCUGAACAAGUCCUCAAAUAUUACCUCAUUAAAGACGGCUGUAUUUCGGAUGAGACAGUACGCCAGCUCUCAGCUAAAGAUCAGCUCUCCAAACACUACCAGGUUCCUGUCUUCAAGUUCAUUGGCAGUGACAACAGGGAGGUGUACCUGCAUUGCCGGGUGCUGGUGUGUGGUGAAGGAGAGUCACGCUGCACGCAGGGCUGUCGCAGACGUCUGAGGCGAGACCUCUGGAAUGAGCAGCACCAGGAGAAACGCACACUAACUGGAGGACCCAUUCUCAUUCUGCCAGAUCCGUAAUGCACUCACACACACACACACACACACACACACACACACAAAUCUGCCAUCCACCACUCUAUCGGGAACAUUUAUUCUGUGUUCCCUUAAACAUUACCAUGCCAUGCCUUUUACAUAGAACCCAUUAACCUCAUACUUUCAUCUGCCAACUGGAAACUGAAUGAUUUUUGCCAUUCUGAUACUCAGUGAAUCACUGCACACAGGCAUCUCAGCCUCAAUUCAUCCACUCCACUCAUAAAUGCACUGACAUCACACUCAUGUAUAUCUGAGCCAAUGACGCACUCUCUGGCGUCAUCACACAUUCGUUUUGCCUCUGAGUUAAUGGAAGCACUGAAGCAUGAACACAUGUAUUUUCUUAGCUAGUUCUUAGAUAUUGCAGAAUAUUUAUAUAACUUUUAAUACAGAAUGUACAUUUAUGUCUAUUACACAUUAUCAUGACAGCAGUGUUUGCAUCCAGUUUUACUAUGCAAGAGCUUUGGCAUCAGAUUUUUUUUAAAUGAAUAUUCAUAAUAAAUUAUAUAUAUAUAGUUAUGUUUGACGUGGAUUAAUAUGAUUUUGCUUGCAAUUUGUUGUAGCUUCUCCAGCCAUGUUAACAUACAAAAGUAUUACUGUAUUAAACUUCUGUGUUAAUGAAUUCUGUGCUAAUGUCACAGCUGACUGUGCCAAAACAGCAUGUCUUAACACACUAUAUGUCUAUAAUAUGGGUGUAAUGUAAUGCCACUAUUUGCAUCUGUAUCUGUUUAGUGCUCUAAAUAUCUACAUGUGUAUUUAAACCUGAAGUGGGUGUGGCCUAAACCUUGUUUAAAAAAAUGUGUGUGUUUUUAAUAAUAAUAAUAAUAAUAAUAAUAAUGAUAACAAUAAUAAUAAUAGAACCCUACCACUAUGCCCAUUGGGAAAAAUCCCAGAGGUUAAAAUGUAAGUACAGUUAGCAUGGGGUGUGAGUUCUGGGUCUGACAGUUCCUCAACCUCAGCUACAUCAGUACAGUUCAUAAUUAGUCUCAACUGGAGAUGUAUGUGCGACUGUGUUUUUGAUCCUGCUUGUGCUGGUAUUAUUUUUGUUUGUACAUGCCUGUGAUAUUUUCUAAUUUCCCAAAAUAUAAACUAACCCUAGAAAUUAACAUAUUCGUAUUUGGUUACAUCCUUGGUAUAAAGCCAUUGUAGUCAUUUAUGGAGAAAAGAUUUACAUUAUGUGAAGAGCCACACAAGUCUGAUAUUUAUUCAGAAUAACAUAAAGUUCAAAAUAACUUAGGAAUGUUUAGAAGAUACAUCAGAAGUCAUGUUAAUGAUAUUCUUGUCUUACAAUGUUUAAAUCUGUGUGAAAGGAAACCACUGUUUUGCAAUGUAGAUACCAGUGUUUGGAUUGUAUAAAUGGGUGAAAGUUUAAUUUGAAUGGCAGCACUACACUUUAAUAAAUUAUGAAUAUAUUGCAUUUAGCCUGGGGUGGACACAGACACUGAAAAAAGUUCUUCCAACUAGUUGUAAUGUGCUGUUUGACUUAACUUUAGAAUUAUUAUUCCACCCGUAGAAAGCUCCUUCUAAUUUGUCUCCUCAUUCAGAACAACUUAACCAGACCCGUCUUAAACUAUUGGCCUUCUAGUAGUACUAAAGAAAUGCUCUCCUCCCAGAGAACCACAGGAGUUUACAGUUUAGGUAAACCUGUAAACCCAAACCUAUAGCUCUAUAUACAUGUAUAUUAAUAAAAAGGGCUGAUGAGAACUCUGGGAUAUAAGCAUUUCAUUGUUGUUUGCUCCAUGUGAGUCUUUAGCACCACCAGUCUCUCAAUGGAGUACU
Messenger RNA from Pangasianodon hypophthalmus (striped catfish), 3791 nucleotides. RefSeq names its product oncoprotein induced transcript 3 (gene oit3). NCBI's taxonomy places the organism in Eukaryota, Metazoa, Chordata, Actinopteri, Siluriformes, Pangasiidae. The coding region runs from base 357 to 2000 and encodes 547 amino acids. The transcript is spliced from 9 exons. The record is from RefSeq and is a predicted model, not a curated record. Gene Ontology annotation, molecular function: calcium ion binding.